This is a messenger RNA of Striga asiatica, 870 nucleotides long. The record is from the annotation of a GenBank genome assembly. NCBI's taxonomy places the organism in Eukaryota, Viridiplantae, Streptophyta, Magnoliopsida, Lamiales, Orobanchaceae.
AUGAAUCAAAUGGAUUCAGACAGCGGCACCACCAGCAACACGCCCUCCAAAAGAUUGGUCGGAAAAGUGGCAGUGGUGACCGGAGGCGCUCGAGGUAUCGGCGCAGCCACCGCCCGCGCCCUCGCCGCGAGCGGGGCCCACGUCGUGAUCGCGGACGUCCUCGACAAACCCGGGUCUGACCUCGCCGCCUCCAUCGACGGCCGCUACUCUCACUGCGACGUCUCCGUCGAGCGCGACGUGGAGCGCGCGGUCCGCAUGGCGCUCGACUGGAAAGGCCGGCUGGACAUCAUGUUCAACAACGCGGGCGUGGCGGGGCCCGACGGCAGCAUCACGGCCCUCGAGACCGACCAGCUGGCGUCCCUGCUGGCCGUGAACCUCCACGGGGUCGUGCACGGGAUCAAGCACGCCGCGCGGGCCAUGAUCGAGGGCGAGAACAAAGGGACCAUCAUAUGCACGUCGAGCUCGGCAGCCGUCAUGGGUGGGCUGGCGGGCCACGCGUACACGAUGUCCAAGGGGGCUAUACUGGCCCUGGCGAGGAGCACGGCCUGCGAGCUCGGGGCUUACGGGAUACGGGUGAACUGCGUGUCGCCGCACGGGGUGCCCUCGGAGAUGCUCGUGGGUGGGUACAGAAGGGUGCUUGGGGAUCCGAGUUUGGGGGAGGAGGACGUGAGGAGGAUAGUGAGGGAGGGGGGGAUGAGUGUUCUGCGUGGGCGGGUGGCGAGCGUGGAGGACGUGGCUCGGGGGGUGCUGUUCCUGGCGAGUGACGACGACUCGGGGUUUGUGACGGGACAUAAUUUGGUUAUAGAUGGGGGUUUCACGUCGGCUAACAAUCAAAUGAGUCUCAUGUAUCACAAUUCACAGCCACGUUAA